Molecule: messenger RNA, 394 nt
Organism: Saprolegnia parasitica CBS 223.65
Lineage: Eukaryota; Oomycota; Saprolegniomycetes; Saprolegniales; Saprolegniaceae
Exons: 1
Coding region: 85-363 (92 amino acids)
Source: RefSeq, a predicted model, not a curated record
UCGAACGCAAGAAUGUAAUAUCUAUUUGUUGGUAAUACGAGUUCGGGUCUAGUUGCCUUUUCCGAGGGGAAUGGGAGACUUGCCAUGUUGUACUCUGAAGGACUACUACGUGCAUGCGAACGUACCCGACGGCAUCCGUUGACACGAGGCGUCGGCGACGGCGACGCACUUGCCACUGGACGUGUAGCUUCGGAUGGCUGGGAUGCAGUUCAUGACAGCCACGUCACCCUUCUUCGGGCAGCUACUUCCACUUGGCGCGAGACCACUGCCAGAGCAGACAGGACCAGCAAUGCAGUACGUGGCGUCGCCAAGGAUCGAAACGUUGACGCACGUCGAUGUAGAUGGUUGCGGCGUCGGUGUUGACGGACUCGUGGUUGCUGGUUUCGGCGACGGC